Molecule: messenger RNA, 686 nt
Organism: Tribolium madens (black flour beetle)
Lineage: Eukaryota; Metazoa; Arthropoda; Insecta; Coleoptera; Tenebrionidae
Gene: Trs31
Product: trafficking protein particle complex subunit 5
Exons: 4
Coding region: 48-611 (187 amino acids)
Biological process (GO): endoplasmic reticulum to Golgi vesicle-mediated transport
Cellular component (GO): TRAPPIII protein complex; TRAPPII protein complex; TRAPPI protein complex
Source: RefSeq, a predicted model, not a curated record
CCCUGUGUCAAUUUAAUUUUAACCUCACUUUUGUUGUUGAUUUGAAGAUGAGUUUAACGGGGCGCAAUAAGACAAGCAUUUUGGACAAGCCCCUAAGCCGGGGUAAGGGUGAAGUGUCUUUAAGUUGCUUCGCUUUGCUAUUUUCUGAAGUCGUCCAAUACUGUCAAAAUAAAUCUCACACAGUCCCCGAGCUACAAAACAGAUUGCACGAAUUGGGGCGCAGAGUUGGGGUAAAAUUGAUCGACCUCUAUUUUCUUAGAGAGAGAAAUGGCAAACGAGAGAUUAAAUUGUUAAAUAUACUCCUUUUUGUUAAAUCAACUUUAUGGAAGGCGUUGUUUGGACGGGAAGCUGAUAAAUUAGAACAUUCCAAUGAUGAUGAAAAUACGUAUUAUUUGAUGGAAAAGGAGCCGUUAGUGAACAGAUUUAUUUCAGUCCCUAGGGAUAAAAGCAGUUUAAAUUGCGCUGUGUUUAUUGCUGGCAUAAUUGAAGCUGUACUUACUGGAACAGGCUUUACGGCUAAAGUGACAGCACAUUGGCACAAAGGAACGACAUACAUGGUGAAAUUCGAUGAUGCUGUUGUAAGCAGGGAUAAGCAACUCGAGGAGAGAUAAGAGGAUCCUUGUAUUGCGUUUAAUUUGUUGAUUUUGUAAAUUUGUGUUUUUUUCAAUAAAAUUUCAUUUUUCUCA